Molecule: messenger RNA, 1257 nt
Organism: Ziziphus jujuba (common jujube)
Lineage: Eukaryota; Viridiplantae; Streptophyta; Magnoliopsida; Rosales; Rhamnaceae
Product: GEM-like protein 4
Exons: 4
Coding region: 271-1005 (244 amino acids)
Source: RefSeq, a predicted model, not a curated record
AUCUUUGAAUUUUCAAGCGCAAGCCUCUCCACUGUAUUUUUAUUAAAUAUUUGAUAUUAUAUAUAUAUAUAUAUAUAUAUAGAUUGGGCUGAUUUUGAAAUUUAUCAAAAAACCAAAAAGAUUUGGCUGAUUUUGAAAGCAAAUUAACAGUAAAUUCAAGGAGGGGAGCAGGGUUUUUAAAUAAAUACCCCCAAGUUUUCAUUCAAAGACUCUCUCUCUCUCUUGGGGUUAAGGGAAGGACUCUGAAGAUUGGGAAAAGAAUUGAAGAAGAUGAGGUACCAAUAUGCAGAUGAGUUCCAUGGAAGUCCAAUAAUGAUGAACAACUCCUAUGACUCAACUCCUGUUGGGAGGCCUUCUUCUAUCUCUGAACCUGUCAGCUUGUGCCACAGUCCUUCUUCCUCAGAUGGGUCUUCCUACUUCAAUACCACCAGUGAAGCAUUUCCAAAGAGUCACAAGAAGAAGACUGGGAAGAAAUAUAGCAGUUUCACUUUCACAUACAGGAUUAAGGAGCAUGUGAAACUUGGGCCAAAGUUUUCAGAAACUUUGAAAGGAAAAUUGAGAUUGGGGGCAAAAAUAAUCCAAGAAGGUGGAAGAGGGAAUAUAUUCAAACAGAUAUUUGGAGUGAAGGAAGGAGAGGAGCUGUUGAAAGCCUCACAGUGCUAUUUAUCAACAACAUCUGGUCCAAUUGCUGGUCUCCUUUUCAUUUCCACUGAGAAGGUUGCCUUUUGCAGUGAGAGACCCAUCACUUUCCCUUCUGCAACUGGAGAAUUGAUCAGAACACCUUACAAGGUUGUGAUACCAGUAAAGAAGAUAAAGAGAGCAAACCAAAGCCAAAAUGUGAACAAGCCAGCGCAGAAGUACAUAGAAAUAGUUACUAAAGAUGAUUAUGAGUUCUGGUUUAUGGGAUUCUUAAGGUAUGAAAAAGCUUAUAGGAACCUUGAGAAGGCCAUUUCUAUUGCCAAUGAUCAAAAGCAGAACACUGAAAUUCCAAGUGAAAAUGUUUAAAUAAAAAAAAAAAAAAAAUAAAAAAAAAAAAAAAAAAAAACUCCAUUAGGCCUGUAGGUGUUGGUACAAUAUCUUCGCGUACUCAGUUUUGCAAUCUGAAAUAAAGUCUACAGCUUAGUUUUAGAUAUGUACAUAUAUUGCAUUCUAGUCCAACAUGUUAGCUUGUAUCACUUUUUUUGGAUUGUUGAUGAUCAUUGCAAAAUUUUCUGUCAAACUCUAUUUUGAUAAUGAAACUAAGGGUUUCAUAUAAUA